UUCUCUUUGGUUCUACAGAGUAAAAAGACGGCCAUUGAGACACAGAGAGAGAGAGAGAGAGAGAGAGAGAGAGAGAGAGAGAGUCCAACUAUCAUCAAUGGCGAAGAAGACGAUAACAAUCGGAGGAAAAGGUUCAUCUCUUACAUCAUCAUCUGUUUACUCAAUUGCUAACGGACUGAGUCAGGUAAAUAUCGAUUCAUCAAUACUUGAAAAAUUAUCUUCAUCGAAAUCAUCUCUUUCAAAGAAAACACUCACUGUCUCAAACCCUAGAUUCCUAACAAAUAUUGAAGCACGUGCAUCUCUUGUUGUUCUUCUAAACAAACUCAUCAUCACUCAACACGGAAUUCGUUCUGCUCUUCCCAUUCUCAUUACUGAUGCCCUAAACGGAGGUCCAUUUGCACUAGAAUCUCUCGAUUUUGGUUCUGUGUUAGGGUUUUUAGAUACCUUGUGUAAGGUAAAUGGUAAAAGAUUUGAUGAUGUAGGAGUAACUGAUGGGGAAAUAAUUGUUUUAGAAGAAUCUUGUUAUGCAUUAGAUGGAAUUUGUGCGCUUUUGGAUUGUUGUUCGUCUUCUUUGAGUACUGUUGCGGAUGCUGUCGCGUCGUUAUCUUGCGAGGCGUCCAGUGCUGAUGUAUCUGCCUUGGUUAAUUCAUUGGAUUCUGGUGAUGGGUUUUCGGUUAAAGAUGAGGUUGCUGUUGCUAGUGAUUUUAAGGUUUUACUUACUGGAUCGAAAUUGGUUGGCAAAAAUGGUUCCAAGGCGGUCUCUGAGAUACCAGAGGUGCAUGGGAGUUUUAGGGAGAGUGUUAAGCAGGUACACUCAACAACGCGUGUGAAAUUGAAUUCUAGUGUGAGAAUUGGUAAGGAUGGUUCAUUGAGUAAUGUGAGAGGUGGGAAACAAUUGGUGAAGACGGUCUCGUCUUUGGCGGCGUCGCUGGUACAUCUAGGUGAGAGCAGUUUGUGUCGAGCGCAACUAGUGGCGAGAUGUCAAGAAGUUGAUAUACAUUCCGAGGUGUUGGAGAUGUCUGGUACCUUGAAAAAUGGGAUUAAUUUGUCAUCUGAAGUGAAUUAUAUUAGUUUGUUUCAUGAGAUAAAUAGAUUAGUGGCUACUGUUAGAAAAAUUCUUGCUUGGGAAGGAGCCUUGGCAAUCCUUUCGCUUGACAGUAUGGAGUCAAAAGAGAACGCUCAAGAGGUUCAGGUUGUGUCUUCAAAUGUUGAAACCAAAAAAGGGAACACAAAUGCAGAUAAAAAGAGCCAAAAGAAAAAGAAGGUUGUUUUGGGUAAGGGAACUGCCGUUAUCAAGCAGCUCCUUAAAGGUAGGUUGAAUGGUGAAGGUGGGGAUACAAUCGAGAAUUUGGCAGUGUUGAACGAGUGGGUAAGAGAUCUUUGUUUGUUUUUUGAGCCGAAGGAUCAAGAACUUGAUACAUUUUUGAAGAAAGUGAAAGAAAUGGUAGAAAGCAAUGAGUCUAGAAGACUUCCCAAGCUUCCCAAGGGAACUCGAGAUUUUGCAAAAGAGCAAAUGGCCAUUAGAGGGAAAGCAUUCAAAAUCAUUGAAGAGGUGUUUAAAAGGCAUGGAGCGAUGGCCCUUGACACUCCAGCUUUUGAAUUGAGAGAAACUCUCAUGGGAAAAUAUGGCGAGGACUCAAAGCUGGUUUAUGACCUUGCUGACCAGGGUGGUGAGCUAUGUUCCCUGAGAUAUGACCUGACCGUUCCAUUUGCUAGAUAUGUAGCUAUGAAUGGUAUCACUUCAUUCAAAAGGUAUCAAAUUGCUAAGGUAUAUCGAAGGGACAACCCAUCCAAGGGCCGAUAUCGUGAAUUUUACCAAUGCGACUUUGAUAUUGCUGGUCAAUAUGAAACAAUGGGACCUGAUUUUGAGGUUGUUAAAGUUUUGACCGAACUGCUGGAUGAGUUAAACAUCGGCGAUUAUGAGAUAAAACUGAAUCACCGAAAGUUGCUGGAUGGAAUGUUGGAAAUUUGUGGGGUUCCACCAGAAAAGUUCAGAACAAUAUGCUCUAGCAUUGAUAAGCUAGACAAGCAAUCGUUUGAGACGAUCAAAAAGGAAAUGGUGGAAGAGAAGGGCUUAACUGCUGAGGUUGCAGAUAAAAUUGGUACUCUCGUAAAGAAACGUGGACCUCCUUUGGAGUUGCUGUCCGAGUUGAAAAAGGACAGCCAGUUCCUAGAAAACAAUGGAUCUAGUCUUGCACUAAAGGAUUUAGAGAUUCUUUUCGAAGCAUUGGAAAAGUCAAAAUGCAUACACAGAGUGGUUUUUGACUCGAGUCUUGCAAGAGGUCUUGACUAUUAUACUGGGGUUAUAUUUGAAGCUGUUUUUAAAGGCACUACACAGGCGUUUCCUCAGGUUGGUUCAAUCGCAGCUGGAGGGCGUUAUGACAAUCUUAUAGGCAUGUUUGGUACUAAGCAAGUCCCAGCAGUUGGUGCCAGCCUGGGAAUUGAGAGAGUAUUUAACAUUAUGGAGCAGCAGCUUGAGAAUGAUGCUAACCAGUCGAUUCGCGCCACAGAAACAGAAGUUUUGGUUAGUAUUUUUGGAGAGGAUUUAGGGCAAGCUGCUGAGCUAGCGAGUGAACUGUGGGGUGCAAAAAUAAAAACAGAAUACUUGGUUAAUAAAAGAGUAGCAAAACAUAUGGAUCGAGCCAAAGAGUCUAGGAUCCCGUUGAUGGUGAUUGUUGGUGACCAAGAAAGAAGGGCCAACCAAGUUAGAAUUAAAGACAUGCAAGCCAACACAGAGGAGUUGGUUGACAGGGAUAGUGUUGUCGAGGAAGUGCGGAGACGGUUGAACCUCAUGUCCUUGUAAUGAUCUUCCUUACCAUCCAGAAUUAUUUUCAGAUGGAGCUAGCAACUCUCUUGUUACCAUUUUUUUUUUUCUUUUUUUUUUUUUUUGCAGUUUUGAGGCAGGGUUGACCCUUUACACAAUUGGGUCCUUAAAUUUGAAGGACCCCUUUUAAAUGUUUUGGAUGAUUGUGGUUUAUAUUUGAUUUUUGUAUCAGAAAAACUAAUUGUAGCUUAUAUAUUCUCCUAUUGUGCCCACUUUAGACA
Messenger RNA from Papaver somniferum (opium poppy), 3045 nucleotides. RefSeq names its product histidine--tRNA ligase, cytoplasmic-like. The coding region runs from base 98 to 2803 and encodes 901 amino acids. Gene Ontology annotation, molecular function: histidine-tRNA ligase activity; ATP binding. The record is from RefSeq and is a predicted model, not a curated record. NCBI's taxonomy places the organism in Eukaryota, Viridiplantae, Streptophyta, Magnoliopsida, Ranunculales, Papaveraceae. Gene Ontology annotation, cellular component: mitochondrion. Gene Ontology annotation, biological process: mitochondrial translation; histidyl-tRNA aminoacylation. The transcript is spliced from 7 exons.